CAAAACAAAGCGAGUCCGAGUACGUGUAUGCUUACUUUUUUACGUGAAACAGCGUUGCAUCAGUAAAGUUUGAAAGUUUUUAUAAAAUUUUGGAUGAUGAUUUCAAUUUAUGUGAUUUUCGUAUCGCUACUGUUUGCAUGUAUAAAAUCAGAAUUCACUUCAAAAGACUGUCGAGAGCUUGGAUUUAUUAAAGCUCAAUUAUUUUGCUCAUCAUGUAACAGUUUGGGCGAAUAUGGACUAGACGAGUUGAAGGACCACUGUCGUGAAUGCUGUCAAAAGGACGCCGAAGGUGACGGAAAACUAAAAGUAUACCCAAAAGCAGUAUUAGAAGUGUGUACCUGCAAAUUUGGCGCUUAUCCUCAAAUUCAGGCGUUCAUCAAAAGCGAUCGUCCCGCCAAAUUCCCAAAUCUGACCAUCAAAUAUGUUCGAGGUUUAGAUCCGAUGGUUAAGCUGAUAGAUGAAUUUGGUAGUGUGAAGGAAACCCUAUCGAUCACCAAGUGGAACACUGAUACAGUGCAAGAAUUCUUUGAAACGAGACUGACUAAGGUUUCGGUGGAUGAUUAUCUGAGAACGAACAGAGUAUAGUGUAGCAAAUAACAAAUAAUUUUUGUCAUUUUAUGUGAAA
This is a messenger RNA of Topomyia yanbarensis, 625 nucleotides long. RefSeq names its product selenoprotein F. The transcript has 3 exons. Gene Ontology annotation, cellular component: endoplasmic reticulum lumen. Gene Ontology annotation, molecular function: oxidoreductase activity. Bases 94 to 585 code for a protein of 163 amino acids. Lineage: Eukaryota; Metazoa; Arthropoda; Insecta; Diptera; Culicidae. The record is from RefSeq and is a predicted model, not a curated record.